Molecule: messenger RNA, 581 nt
Organism: Pollicipes pollicipes
Lineage: Eukaryota; Metazoa; Arthropoda; Thecostraca; Pollicipedomorpha; Pollicipedidae
Product: early growth response protein 1
Exons: 2
Coding region: 80-403 (107 amino acids)
Biological process (GO): regulation of transcription by RNA polymerase II
Molecular function (GO): DNA-binding transcription factor activity, RNA polymerase II-specific; RNA polymerase II cis-regulatory region sequence-specific DNA binding
Source: RefSeq, a predicted model, not a curated record
CCUGCUGGCCGAGGAGGAGCGUCGCAGGGCGGCUAGCCGGCGGCGGCGCGACAAGAAGUUCUGUUGCCCAAAGUGCCCGAUGACGUUCUCCAACAAGGGGCAGCUGACCGGCCACUUCCGGAAGCACACGGGGGAGCGGCCGUUCGAGUGUGAGACGUGUCACAAGCGCUUCACCCGCAACGAGGAGCUGACCCGCCACACACGCAUCCACACCGGCGACCGGCCGUUCGGCUGCGAGAUCUGCGGCAAACGGUUCGGCCGCAAGGACCACCUCAACAAACACCAGCGCACCCACACCACGCCCUUGUACGCCGCCUAUGCGUCUAUGACGUCAGCCCCGCACGGAGUGCUCUCACCAUUCCCAUUCGGGUAUGGUGCGGAGACGUGCAAACUGCUGCAAUAAUUGUGUGUAUGUGUGAAUUAUGAUUUUUUGCCAUUAUUAUUUAAAGUGAUGUGAGGCUGGAGGUUGCGUCAUAAGUGAUGAUAGUUUGCGAUUUUCCGGAUACUUUGAGCGGGAAUUCAUGUGCUCAAACGAUGUGCUUACAGAUGGUGUAUUUUGGAAAUAUAUGUCAGAUCUUGAA